AUGUUUUCAACUCAAAACUUUACACAAUUUCACAGUUAUACUGAUAAUCAUAAUAUUUUUCAUCUGACACAGAAUGUUCAGAACGUAUAUAUUUAUGUAAAUCCAGAUGAAAUCUACAAGCAAUCUACAUUUAAUCAAAAUAAUAAAGAUAUAUACGCUCAUAGUGUUAAACAAGAAUAUUGUUGCCAAAAAAUAGAAGAAUUUCAAGAAAUUAACGGCAAUCCCAGUGAAAGUGAAAGAUCCCAAAGUUGUAAAGAAGCUAACAUAUCAAAGAAAAAUAAAGCACCUCCAUGUAAAUGGAAAGAAGAAGCCACUAAAUAUUUACUAGACUACUUGAAAGCAAAUAAAGAAAAGGUUCUACGGCUGGAGAGUCGUGGUUCUAUAGCUGGUGAAGUUAGAUUGGAUCUCUGGAACGGUGCUUCCGCUAAGCUACACGAAAAUAACCACAUUUAUGCUGCCGAUCAGUGUGCGAUUAAGUGGAAAAAUAUUAAACAGAACUACAAUAAUAAUUCAAAAUUUCGAUAUAAGUCAGAGGUUAAAGAAAUUCUUAGUAAAAAUAGGUCAAAGUUAGCUCCAAAAAUUUCUAAUGAAAAACCUUGUCAUAAUAAACGAAAGAUGAGUUCUGAAUUAUCAGAAACAGAUGUAGACAUAAUAAAAAUUCUUAAAUAUGAGUAA
Messenger RNA from Funneliformis geosporum, 675 nucleotides. Lineage: Eukaryota; Fungi; Glomeromycota; Glomeromycetes; Glomerales; Glomeraceae. The record is from the annotation of a GenBank genome assembly.